AUCAUUCUCAGCAUCACAGCACAAGAACUAUAACUUUGUAACAGCUGAUAUCAUUCCAAAUAAACUUCAUCAGCUAUUCAAACAACCUUAUUAAAUCAACAAAAUGGCUGGAACGAUUGCGAAGCAACAAGCAGGCGUGGAUGUUGAGACGUACGGGCCUUUUGGCAAUCAAAGUGGUGUAAAAUGGUCGUUGGUGCUUGACCCCAAUGAAUAUAUAACCCAAAUAAUCCUAAAAACUGGCGCUUUGGUUGAUUCAAUUGUGUUUGCCACUACAAAGCCCACAGCUUUUGGUCCUGUCACAAAUCGGCGCAAGUUUGGCGGUGAUGGUGGCCCUAACGAAUUUAAGAUAGAACUGAAAGAUGGGGAGUACAUUACACGGAUAAGUGGAGCAAUUGGGACAUGGAAUUCGAAUCGUGAAGUGGCUAAGCUCAAGAUAUAUACUAAUUUGCAGCCCGAUGGGUACGGCCCUUAUGGAGGUACACAAGCCACGAAGGAUCUUUCUGAGUUUUCAUCAACAAUUCCAUCCGGUGGUCGUGUUCUUGGCUUUUUUGGAACUUUAAAUAAUUACCUACAAUCAAUUGGAGUCUACGGAAAUAAG
This is a messenger RNA of Amaranthus tricolor (Joseph's coat), 598 nucleotides long. RefSeq lists its product as uncharacterized. NCBI's taxonomy places the organism in Eukaryota, Viridiplantae, Streptophyta, Magnoliopsida, Caryophyllales, Amaranthaceae. The record is from RefSeq and is a predicted model, not a curated record.